Molecule: messenger RNA, 1242 nt
Organism: Capronia epimyces CBS 606.96
Lineage: Eukaryota; Fungi; Ascomycota; Eurotiomycetes; Chaetothyriales; Herpotrichiellaceae
Exons: 2
Coding region: 1-1242 (413 amino acids)
Molecular function (GO): protein binding
Source: RefSeq, a predicted model, not a curated record
AUGACCUUCCCCGGCACCUCAAACCAGGCAGGAAACUAUUUCCAGACAGACACUUCCUUGGCCGAUUAUGAUCGAAAACUCCGCAAGGCUGCCAAUACCCUCGGCAACCCAGUCAAAUUCUCCUCCAAGUUAUUAGAUGUCGAAGUCAAUUACUACUAUGAUCCGGCUGGGGAUGUAGUCUUCGUUGCUGAGGCUGGAGGCUCGGUCAGCGGUCUACGGCUUUCCACCAAUGAAGUAUCGUCCACUCCCCAAGGACCUCAGGCACCAUUAACCAGCCUUGCUUGCCAUGCCAGCAAGAAUACGCUAGACCCGUUCACAACCAUGCACAUCUUUGCUGGCUGCUGGGAUAAGUCAAUAUGGAAGUACACGUUCCGAUUUGCCGAUGAAACGCCACAGGGACGACAAGUCACCGAACUUACGUCUUUUCCUGCCCAUAGGGAUUUCAUCAAAUGCGUCGUGGUUGCUCGCACACCCGACAAGCAAGACAUUCUGAUUUCGGGGGGCGCUGACGGAGAUGUACGAUUCUGGACCUUGGACGGUCAACCUUUGGGUUGGCUCAAGCCUGGUUGCCGGGGGAUUGAAUGCAUCGCCCUCGACCCACUUUCUGAUCCCGACUCACCUGUGGUGAUGUUUUCCACCUCCAAACAGGAGAUUUUCUUCUUUUCAUUGCCGGACUCAAAUCAGAUGACACCAGACAACCUGAAAUUGUCGACACCUAUCAUAGUACACGAGACAAGCGUUUACAAGUUACACUUUGACGAGGAUGGAGAUCUAUGGACGGCAUCUGCAGAUAAAACUGCCAAGCAUCUCUCCAGAAAUGCCAAAUGGAAUGUCGACACGACCUUGCCGCAUCCGGACUAUGUGCGGGAUGUGGUUACUCACGAUACCUACGGUUGGGUGAUAACAGCCUGCCGCGAUGAGGAGAUUCGGGUAUGGAACAAAGCAACUGGACACCUUCAUCAUCUAUUCACCGGACACUAUGAGGAGGUGACACGGCUAUGUCUGACAGGCGACUUACUUAUCAGCGUGAGCAUCGACGCGACCCUACGUAGAUGGAGCCUUGCGCCUGCAGACCUGGCGAAGGCUGUACAGGAGGCUAAGAACCCCAAAUUACUCACUGAUGAGCCCGAGCCCGUGAAUGAUUUGCCGAUGCUGACAGAGGAGGAAGAAGCCGAACUACAGGCAUUGAUGGAGACGGAGGAGGAGGAGGUGCUGGAAAGGAUGGCGAGGGACGAGCAGUAA